Molecule: messenger RNA, 1834 nt
Organism: Abrus precatorius (Indian licorice)
Lineage: Eukaryota; Viridiplantae; Streptophyta; Magnoliopsida; Fabales; Fabaceae
Product: DNA polymerase lambda
Exons: 14
Coding region: 11-1630 (539 amino acids)
Biological process (GO): double-strand break repair via nonhomologous end joining
Cellular component (GO): nucleus
Molecular function (GO): DNA binding; DNA-directed DNA polymerase activity
Source: RefSeq, a predicted model, not a curated record
CCGCGGCAAAAUGGCGCCAAAGGCAAAACCAACGAAGAAACCUGCGUCUGAUCCUCAUGGAAUGUUCGCUGGAAUGGUUGUGUUAUUGAUUCCCAAAGGGAUUCAAGCUAGGAGAAUCCAGAUUUGGAAGGAGAGGUUGGUACAAAUGGGGGCUGCAACAGAGGAGCGUCUAUCCAAAAGGGUCACUCAUGUUCUUGCCGUGGACUCAAAUGCCCUUCUUCAGGAGUUGGACAGGGAGCGUUUGUCACGUUUUCAAGGGAGAAUUCUCCUUUAUCAAUGGCUGGAGAACUGUUUGAAAUCAGGGGAGAAACUAUCUGAGGAUAUGUAUGUAAUUAACUUGGAUCUUCAAGGUGAACAUAUACCGGAGAAGUGUUUGGACUCUGAACCAACUGAUCCAAAUCGAAGCACCUCUAGCGAUCCUCAGCAAUUACAUAAUAAAAAGGUCAAAUUAUCUUCUGAGGAUAUGAAAAUUGGAAAUCUUGAAAGUGAUGAUGAUAGAAGAGAAAAUGCACUACUUUCAUCAACAAGCACGACAAGCAGUCAUGGUGAAGUUGACAGUUUAAGUUAUGGAAACUCAAAAUCUCAACACCUUGGUGCUGAAAAUGAGGCAUCAUCAUUGACAUAUUCUCCACCUGAUCUAAACAAGAACAUAACAGAGAUAUUUGGGAAACUUGUGAACAUAUAUAGGGCAUUGGGUGAUGAUCGGAGGUCCUUUAGCUAUUACAAGGCUAUCGCAGUGAUUGAGAAGUUGCCAUUUAAAAUUGAAAGUGCUGACGAGAUAAAAAACCUGCCGUCUAUUGGUAAAUCAAUGAAAGAUCAUAUUCAGGAGAUAAUAACUACUGGGAAGUUAUCCAAAUUGGAACACUUUGAAACUGAUGACAAGGUGCGAACAAUAUCCUUAUUUGGAGAAGUAUGGGGUAUAGGUCCUUCCACAGCACUGAAAUUGUAUGAGAAAGGACAUCGUACAUUAGAUGAUCUGAGGAAUGAUGAUUCACUUACAAAUGCACAGAAGUUUGGGUUGAAAUACUUUGAUGAUAUCAAGCAAAGGAUUCCACGUCAUGAGGUUCAAGAGAUGGAACACAUUUUACAGAAGGUUGGGGAGGAUGUUUUACCUGGGGUUUUGAUUAUUUGUGGGGGAUCAUAUAGACGUGGCAAAGCUACCUGUGGGGACAUUGAUAUCAUUAUAACUCACCCUGAUGGAAAAAGUCACAAAGGAUUUUUGCCAAUGUUUGUAAAGCAUUUAAAGGAUAUGAAUUUCCUUAGGGAGGAUCUAAUUUUCAGUACUCACAGUGAAGAGGGAACUGAUUCUGGUGUUGACACUUACUUCGGUUUUUGUUCCUAUCCUGGACGGGAGUUGCGGCAUCGUAUUGAUUUAAAGGUCUACCCAAGAGACAUUUAUGCUUUUGGACUUGUAGCUUGGACUGGAAAUGAUGUAUUGAAUAGGAGGUUGAGACUGCAAGCAGAAUCUAAAGGAUUCCGGCUUGAUGAUACAGGAUUGUUUCCAGUUACUCAAGGAUCUGGUGGCAAGCGGGGUGCAAAAGGUAGUGCAAGUUUGAAAUUCUAUACUGAAAAGGAGAUAUUUGAUUUCCUCGAUUUUCCUUGGCAUGAACCACAUGAAAGAAAUCUCUAAAACUGUGGAGACAGUUUAUGUUAAGUGGUCUCCUCCUGCUUGAUUUUUAUGACUUCAGCAUUUCACCUUGUAGAAUAGGAUGGAUGUAUCUGGCAAAAGGCGUUUCGUUUCUGGUCUUGAAAGGUUUUUGUGUAAAUUUGUAUAUAUGUAGGAUGCAGGAUACGAGUCAACAUAUCUCGGGUCGAGUUUAGUAAUAUAUAUUUA